Messenger RNA from Chilo suppressalis (striped riceborer), 1113 nucleotides. NCBI's taxonomy places the organism in Eukaryota, Metazoa, Arthropoda, Insecta, Lepidoptera, Crambidae. The record is from the annotation of a GenBank genome assembly.
AUGAGUUCCUCUAAAGAAACAAUUGUAAAAAUAGAGGAACUUAGCAAUGGAAGGGAAAGUCAAAAAACUACCAUUAAUAUCUUAUGCUUAGAUAUUACUCACUAUAGUCAAUUGACACAGUUUGGAUUAUGUUCUGCAUUUGUGUUUAUAUGUUAUUUAGCAUAUGGAUAUUUCCUAGAAUUAAUAUUCACAGGUCCAGAAGUUAAACCUGUGAGUUUAUAUAUAACAUUACUUCAAUUUUUAAUUACAAUGGUCUUCAGUUAUGUAGAAUCAUUAAUAAGGAACCCUAUCAAAAGGAAAGUGCCCAUAAGGACAUAUGCUAUUUUGGCAGCAUUAACUCUAGGUACCAUGUCGUUUUCUAAUUUAGCUCUAAGCUAUUUAAAUUACCCUACACAACUGAUUUUCAAGAGUUGUAAACUUAUUCCUGUAAUGAUUGGAAGUAUUAUAAUAUUAGGAAAAAGAUAUGGUUUCUUGGAUUACAUAGCAGCCAUUAUUAUGUGCAUUGGAUUAACUAUGUUUACAUUAGCUGAUUCAAAUACAUCUCCAAAUUUUGACAUAAUUGGUGUAAUUGUAAUUUCAUUGGCACUCUUAUGUGACGCUAUCAUUGGUAAUGUACAAGAGAAGGCCAUGAAACAGUUCCAGGCCUCCAAUAAUGAAGUAGUGUUUUAUUCUUAUGCUAUUGCUUGCAUAUAUCUUGUGGUCAUCACCGGAGUGUCUGGAAUAAUGACAGCUGGAUAUAUUUAUUGCUCAGAGAUGCCUGUAAAAUUAUACACAAACAUCUUCCUUCUAAGCUUAAGUGGAUAUAUGGGUUUACAAGCAGUUCUGACACUGGUGAGGAUCUGCGGAGCGACUGUGGCAGUCACUGUCACAACCAUGAGGAAAGCACUGUCAAUCAUCAUAUCCUUCUUGCUAUUCAGCAAACCUUUUGUCUUCCAAUAUGUGUGGUCUGGAAUGCUCGUUGCAUUAGCAAUUUACCUAAACCAUUACAGCAAGAAACAUCCACAUUAUGUGCCCCUGCCUCUGCUUCACUGCUGGCAUUACAUGCAGUCCUUCUACCAAUCUGAGUACAGAUAUUUGAAGAUAAAAACUAAAAUUUAUGCUGAUACAGUAUAA